UGACCCGCUCGUGUCAUGGCGCAGGGACGGUUCAAGUUGGCGGCGCCGAAGCGGCCGCGGGGCGGAGAGAGAGGAGGUGGUGGUGGAGGGCGCGGGCCCAGGAAGGGAGGGCGAGUAAUUGCUCCCAAAAAGAAGCACGUGAUUAAACAACAGAAACUGAAGAAGGACCUGGAGGUCGCUAUCAGGAACAAGAUUGAGCAUGACAUCACCAUGAAGGCCAGCUCCAACAUGGCCAAGAAACUGACCAUCGUGAAGGUACCCCAGAAAAAGCAGGCUGCUAACCAGUAGGGGUGAAGGGCACAGCUGCCCUGGGGAUCAUUGCAACGACAGAAAACCACGUUAACAGUUGUUAAACACCACCUUCUCAAAACCCCUGACACUUUACAUGUUAAAAAACUGUUUAUUUUACAUUGAUUUUGUAAUGUCAAUAAACAUUACAGGUCUUAAAUAUUAA
Molecule: messenger RNA, 454 nt
Organism: Leucoraja erinaceus (little skate)
Lineage: Eukaryota; Metazoa; Chordata; Chondrichthyes; Rajiformes; Rajidae
Gene: c39h19orf53
Product: chromosome 39 C19orf53 homolog
Source: RefSeq, a predicted model, not a curated record